CUAGCGACCUGACCUUCUAGGGCAUCCGCUCCCCGCUAGAGCCACAGCAGGAGGACUGUGAGAGAGGUGAGUGACCAGAGGCAGGGCCCCUCUCCAAGCAGUCCUGCUCCCGACCCCGUUGUCCCGGCUGGGACGCGACUGGCAUUCCAGCAUCCCAAAGUCACUGGCUAACUCUUGUCCAGGAGUGCUAGGUCGGAGGGUGGUGGUCUGGGCCCCGGGAAUCCCGGUCACUGUCCUGAGCUGUCCACCCACGCAAAUGUCUGGAGCAAUUUUUGCGCCUCUGGAGGGCCUGGGUACCCUGGAUGCUGCCAGUGGCCAUCCCCUCGUGUGCCCGCUGUGCCAUGCACAGUACAAGCGCCCGUGCCUGCUGGACUGCUUCCACGACUUCUGCGCUGGCUGCCUGCGCGGCCGGGCCACUGAUGGCCGCCUGUCCUGUCCGCUGUGCCAGCACCAGACCCCGGUGAAGGGCCCCAGUGGGCUCCCGCCAGUGGACCGGCUGCUGCAGUUCCUGGUGGACAGCUCUGUAGAUGGUGUGGAGACUGUGCGCUGUGCCAACUGCGACCUGGAGUGUGGCAAGCAGGACGCAGAGACCACCUACUUCUGCAACACCUGCGGGCAGCCCCUGUGCGCACGCUGCCGCGAAGAAACGCACCGCGCGCGCAUGUUCGCAAGGCAUGACAUUGUAGCCCUGGGCCAGCACAGCCGCGACGUGAUCCAGAAGUGUACGCUGCAUUCAGAGCCCUACAUCAUGUUUUCCACCGACAAGAAGUCGCUGCUGUGCAUCCGCUGCUUUCGGGACAUGCAAGGGGAGAGCCGCGCCCACUGCGUGGACCUGGAGUCCGCUUAUGUGCAAGGUUGCGAGCGGCUGGAGCAGGCAGUGCUGGCGGUGCAAGCCCUGCAGACAGCCACGAAAGAGGCCAUCGCGCUGCUGCAGACCAUGGUAGAGGAGGUGAGGCACAGUGCGGCUGAGGAGGAGGCGGCCAUCCACGCCCUCUUUGGCUGCAUGCAGGACAGGCUGGCUGAGAGGAAAGCUCUGCUGCUGCAGGCUGUGCAGUGCCAAUAUGAAGAGAAGGACAAAGCUUUCAAGGAACAGCUUGCCCACCUGGCCUCCUUGCUGCCCACCCUACAGGUUCACCUGGUCAUCUGCUCGUCCUUCCUCAGCUCCGCCAGCAAAGCCGAGUUUUUGGAUCUGGGUUAUGAGCUGAUGGAGAGGCUGCAAGGCAUCGUCACGCGGCCGCAUCGCCUAAGACCAGCUCAGAGCAGCAAGAUCGCCAGCGACCACCGUGCAGAAUUCGCGCGCUGCCUGGAGCCGCUGCUGAUGCUGGGGCCCCGCAGAGCUGUGCCCACCGUGGGCGUCGCCAACACGUUGGCAGGGAGCUCGAGCCCCCAAGUCCUGAAGACACCCAGCUGCCCCUCCCCAGAGGGAAAGAUGUCAGGGUCACCUGUCCAAAAACCCUCACCACACCGUUCCAUCAGCACGAAGGUGCUCCUGGCCGAGGGCGAAGACACACCCUUCACGGAGCACUGCCGCCGUUAUGAGGAUUCCUACCGGGGGCUGCAGGCAGAGGUGCAGAACCUGAAGGACCAGGUCCAGGAAUUACACCGAGACCUCACCAAGCACCACUCGCUUAUCAAGGCCGAAAUCAUGGGGGACAUCCUGCACAGGUCCCUGCUGCUGGACACGCGGAUCGCUUCUGAGUAUGCCUCCAUGGAACGCAUGAGAGCCGUCUUCCAGGAGAUUUGGGAGGACUCUUACCAACGAGUGGCUACCCAGCAGGAGAUUUACGAAGCCCAGCUCCAUGACCUCCUCCAGCUGAAGCAGGAGAAUGCCUACCUGACCACCAUCACCAAGCAGAUCACACCCUACAUCCGCUCCAUUGCCAGGGUGAAGGAGCGACUGGAGCCCAGGUUCCAGGUACCUCUGGAUGAGCACACGGAACAGAUCCCGUAUGAUGACGGCAGGGACGGUACCACCUCAGCCAGGGUCGACCCAGGGAGUCCCGCUGAGGAGGGAGAGGGGGCCAAUGAGCCCCGAGGAAGCAGCUGGGCCCUGAGCAACCCCCCAGAAGCGCCUCCGUUAAAGAACCAAGACCACCUCAGACCCAAGUAGGAGACUGGAGAUGAGGGCUGGCAGGGGUGGCAAAGGGGCUUGCUGCCUGCUGACCCGGAGCACCGUGGCACACGGAGAAAGCUAUUUCCACACACAUUUGCGAUAAAGGAGCAGCGUGGUGAAUGGUCUUCUCUGUGA
Molecule: messenger RNA, 2248 nt
Organism: Mesocricetus auratus (golden hamster)
Lineage: Eukaryota; Metazoa; Chordata; Mammalia; Rodentia; Cricetidae
Gene: Rnf207
Product: ring finger protein 207
Exons: 17
Biological process (GO): regulation of heart looping; regulation of cardiac muscle contraction
Cellular component (GO): perinuclear region of cytoplasm
Molecular function (GO): Hsp70 protein binding; zinc ion binding; transmembrane transporter binding
Source: RefSeq, a predicted model, not a curated record